AUGUCAAGAACUACGAGUAAUCGUGCACGCGGGACAUCCAGAUUGGGAAUAUUCAUAAUUGUGGUACUCGCUUUUCUCGGGCUGGCCUUCGCACAGUAUGCGGAUGCACGACCAAUUGAAGAUUCAAGUACCUCCUCUCCUCCCAUAAUUGGUAUCAGUAUUGGGAGUUCAUACUCGUCUGUGGGAGUGAUAAUAAACGAUACCACACAUAUCAUACCGGACAAAUAUGGCAACCUUGUGUUACCAUCCGUGGUGUCUUUCACAGACACCGGUGAGGCGCUGGUGGGUCAAGAUGCAAUAGAUAUGUUGAUUUCGCACCCUGAACGUUCCGUCACUGGGUUCAAGAGGUUAUUAGGCAGAUCUUAUCAAGAGAUUGGGAAUUUCGUGAACGGCGCGCACUACAAGAUCAUUGAGAGAACUGGAAACCCGAUUAUCCAAAUUCCUCUCCAAUCUGGGAGUAGGGAAUUCCAGCCCACAGAGGUUUUAGCAUUUAUGAUUCAUGAACUGAAGAUCAUGGCGGAGGAAUUCAUUGGAGAGAAGAUUAAAGAGGCGGUAGUGACCGUACCGGCCGGCUUCAACGACAGCCAAAGGGCUGCUUUCAGGGAGGCAGCAAACAUCACUGCACUUGAUGUCGUUCGUAUAGUAAAUGAGCCAACAGCUGCUAGUCUAGCUUACAAGUUAGACAAAGAUUAUCGGCAGGAGAAAUUUGCUCUAGUCUAUAGUCUUGAUGGAACUGCCUUCGACGCAACUGUGGUGUAUAUCGAAGAUGGUGUAUUCGAGAUAUUCGGAAAUGUCAGAAGUGAGGACAUAAGCAGCAGCAACGAUGUCAGCUCGAGUAAGCUGGCACAUCAGCAUUCCGAUUCUCAACGUACCAGCUUCCAAGAGGUAAGUUCGUGUGCGUCCCUAAUGAAGAGAAAAUGCACUUUUGCUCAGCCAAAUUUACUCAUAUUACAGGAAUUCCUUAACUCUUUCAAUGCCGACCAAGCUCUCCAAGUCAUCGACCAGGCUCUUCGAGAGGGGAAUCUCACAAUCUAUGACAUCACUGACAUCGUGCCCAGUGGUGAUUCGUCACGCAUCCCGAAGCUUCGUUCCCUACUACUGGACCACUUUCCUUCGACGCUACCCGUUCAUGAGGACAUUGAUCCUAGGCUCAUUACCACCUACGGCGCUGCAAUCCAAGGUUCCGUUCUUCACGAUGAUGGUCACAUGUCCGUUUGUUGCGUCGUUGAUGUGACACUUUGGCAGCUGGGCAUCGAAACUGCUGGUGGUAUCAUGAGCCCGCUGGUGAAACGAGGAACUCUCAUUCCGACUAAGAAGUCACUUAUCUUUACCACUACCGUAGACAAUCAGACUUCAGUAGCGGUGACAGUGUUCAAGGGUCAGCGAGACUUCGUGGCCAAAAACACGAAAAUCGGCAGCCUGGAGCUUGACGAGCUGAUUCCUGCUCCGCGAGGAGUACCAGAACUUGAGGUCACCUUUAUGGUUGACUACAAUCGGAAUUUGAAUGUGCGUCCACUAUGUAACAUGAACGGCUUUAUCUUUUCCUAA
Molecule: messenger RNA, 1548 nt
Organism: Paraphaeosphaeria sporulosa
Lineage: Eukaryota; Fungi; Ascomycota; Dothideomycetes; Pleosporales; Didymosphaeriaceae
Product: HSP70-domain-containing protein
Exons: 6
Coding region: 1-1548 (515 amino acids)
Biological process (GO): protein refolding; cellular response to unfolded protein
Cellular component (GO): cytoplasm
Molecular function (GO): heat shock protein binding; misfolded protein binding; ATP binding
Source: RefSeq, a predicted model, not a curated record